GUGAGUUCAACAUAUUUGAUUGGAUGAAAGUGUCAACUCACAUACUAGUCAAUUGAAUUUUUAAUAGCAUUAUUCACUCAUUCUGCACGAGCUACAUAUAAAAAGGCCGUUAACCGGUUGUCUAACAUACAACACCAGAUCUAGACUGCAGACAAGAAGCUACGUACUGUAUGAUUGCAAUGUUUGGGAAAUGUCUACUGCUAGUAUCGUGUUUUAUCAGUAUCCAAACUUCGAUUGCUGUAAAUUAUUCAGUGUCUACAUCCAAAGAGCCAUGUCAACUUGCAUUUGAAGAAGACGUAAACAAUGGGGCGAAGAAAAUGGUACGAACCGACCAGGUCCUGUACAUUACAAUCAAGUUGACAAAUUCAUCACUUAAUAUGCCUGAUUCAUUGGAUCAGAACAGUGAUUUAUUCCACGCACGUGAAUGGAUACGUAUAUCAGGAACACAUGGAAAGGGAAUCCUUCAACUACGACCAAACUACAAGAUUAUGUCUCUUAAUAUGUUGAGUCAUAAUACACAUCACGUAGAACUAAGAAUACAAGUUAUUCCACAGGGUUGUAUGAAACAGUUUAAUGUUACAGAAUACGAGUUAUUUCUUCGCCAAUUUUUACUAAAUCAUACGAAAGACGAGGACGAAAUAUGUAAUGUUCACGUUGGAAAUAAUUCUGGUUACGCCGAAUUUUAUCCCGAAUGUUGCGGUUAUGAUGAAAGAAAGGAGAUGAAGUGCCACCAAGUGGAAACGAACCCAUGGAUGGCAGCUAUAGAUUACUUUACUUACCUAGUUAUCGUUCUUGUUUACUUAUACUGUCCAUUUAUAAUUCCGUCCUCAUUGUAUGAUCCGGAAUUCGCGGACAAGUCGUAUGAACAUAUCCCAGACAAACAGUUAACAUUCACAGUAAAAAAAACAACGUCUAAACAGUGGAAACAAAAUGGUGGAAACAAUAAAAGUCCUCAAAGUGAAUAUAUCGAUAAGUCGGAUCAUACGAAUAAACCUGUAUCAUUUGAGUUGAUUCGAAAAAUGAAAAAGUUCAAGACAACAAUACGUAGUCUUGACUAUCACAAAGUUUACAACAUCAAAGUCUCUAAAAUACAGUUGAGAGUCGGCUCUGAUGAACUGGUUUCUACCAAUGAUGUGCCGACCGGAUUCUUUAAAGUAUGUUAUGAUGCAAUAAUACAGUGUGGGUUGAGAAGCUAUCGAGAAGAAGUGAAAAGUUGCUGCUAUGCGAACAUUUUCGGCUCCUUUCAACCUGUUUAUCCGUGGUACAAAUGCUGGCGAUCAUUCAUGGGAAUCCUUUUAUCACUUGCUGUUUGCACACCGUGGAUAAUACGGGUAGCCUUGUUUUAUGGAUACGAAAAUAGUAUACGGGAAACAAGACAAAUAGCGGCCGAGUCUAGAAAUCUGAAGAUAGAAUUGGAGAACAAUUUAGCUUAUUACGUAACUCCGUUCCAUGUCUUUUUCAUUGUAUGUUAUGUACUUGUUCUAGGUGCUUUUUUUGUACUGGGAGUUUUAAGCAAGGUACUGUCCAGGGAUAUUACUGCACUAGUCCAGGAUAUGAUGAAACCUUGUCUUGUAGAUAUGACUCAGACUUACGUUUUUACACCUGAAUUAUUCAAAUGGUCAUGGGUGGUUUUGUUGAAACCCUUGACAAAAUGUGGAAUUUUCGGUCUCCUAAUUGGAAUUUUUUACUGGGUUCCAGUGGUUCCAGUAGUGGCAUUAGUUUUUGCUUAUUACUUAUUCCCGACUGUGUAUUUGUCAGUGUCGUUUGUAUCGGUUUUUUUCAAAAUUUUUACACACUUUGAUUUCAAAUGUAAAGAAUUGCAAGACAGAUUUUGGAAAAGUAUUACACGUAUUAACGAUCCGUUCUCCUUUUACAUGCUUAAACCUAAACCACACAAAAAUGAAGACGGCGAAACCAACGAUAACGCAUACCAUAAGAAGGAUGAUAACUAUUCAUUUAUGAAUAAGACAUUAUUGAGGUAUUGUAAUAUACAAUUAUUGAAGAUAACUUUGACUAUUACCUUUAUUAUAAUGGUAAUGUCAUUUUUUAUAAUAAGCAUUGAAUGCAUCAUUUUUCUCAUAGAGGUAUCUGUGUAUACUAUGAUCGGAGUGAUUGUGAAUUCUUCCCAUGCUAUGCAGUAUAUUUCAACUUUUUCAUUAGCCUAUUUGUAUUACAAUACGUGUUUUGGUGGAAUAGGCAAAAUCUUUCUCAAAUACAACAAAGCCGUACAUGCCAUUUUAUAUAAGGAAAACAAGAAACAAAUAGAUAGAGUGGCACUAGAAGACUACAAGAACCAGAAAAACACUGCAUUUAAGACUGCGCUUAAAUCUGUGGUUCAAGAUUGGAGGGACCAGGUUCAAGAUUGGAGGGACCAGAAAGAUGAAGAAAUAGAAAUAGAAAUGAGAACGGACUUCGGAAUACCAAAAUUGAAAACAAACCAGAUCAUAUUACUUUUAGACAAGCUUGAUAAACAAUAUAUUACCAAGAAAUUUUUCUUCGAAAUUUGCAAAACUCCCGAUGGUCCUGGACCUCUGGUUGAUCAUAUUAAAAAUGCAAUGAGACGUUUUCUGACCAUUGGAAUAUUCUUGGUGUUCGUUACGAUUGUAGUUUUAGCCUUUGGUGAAUCGUACAGCAUAUCUUUCUCUAAUCAGCUGUUGGCCUCAUUUGCCGGUGGAGUUGUACCGUUAAUUCUAAUCAAAGCAAAGGUUCUCUUCUCGGAACCGGAAGUAAUUGACGAAAAAGAUCUUGUAAAAAAAUAUUUUUACGCUGAAGAUGAAGAUUAUUCAUCAAAAAGUGCAGACGCGGAUCUAGAAGGUGCCUGUGUAACUAGGCUUGAUCGUUUUAGAAUUUUUUUUCAUAAAAUAAUAAAAAACGAUGAAAAGUGGUGGAAUAUACAGGACUUGGAAGUUGUUGAACAUGAAGAAAUAAUUAAUACAGCAGAAAUUGACUUGAUAGUUUUGAAAAACGGCAAAAAAGGUAAAAAAAAAAAAAGCGAAGAAAAUCUCUUGAAUGGAAAUGAAAAAAAGAUACCUGAAAACAAUGAAAAGAACAACAUUGCCAGUUGGUCACAUGUUAAUGAUAUUUGUGUAAACAUGAAAGGAUUGUGAUCACUCUUUUGAUAUCUUUGUUUUUAUCUUUUAAACUGAUUUUAUAGUUUAUGAAUCUACCAUUUACGUUUAUAACUUUUACACAAUUUACAAACAUUGUUUGUUUUUAUAGAGAAUAUUUUUUAGACUCCGUGCACAUAUAUCGUCUCACCAUAGUUUUAUACUAGUAUAUUUUUUUUAGUACAAUCAGUUUUAAACGUUGUGAAAUAAAAUAAAAUGUGUAUUAUAA
Mytilus trossulus (common blue mussel) is the source of this 3336-nucleotide messenger RNA. RefSeq lists its product as uncharacterized. The coding region runs from base 171 to 3107 and encodes 978 amino acids. NCBI's taxonomy places the organism in Eukaryota, Metazoa, Mollusca, Bivalvia, Mytilida, Mytilidae. The transcript has 2 exons. The record is from RefSeq and is a predicted model, not a curated record.